Messenger RNA from Boleophthalmus pectinirostris (great blue-spotted mudskipper), 2011 nucleotides. RefSeq names its product general transcription factor II-I repeat domain-containing protein 2-like. The record is from RefSeq and is a predicted model, not a curated record. Lineage: Eukaryota; Metazoa; Chordata; Actinopteri; Gobiiformes; Gobiidae. The transcript has 3 exons. The coding region runs from base 173 to 2011 and encodes 612 amino acids.
UAUUCAAAUUUCUGUGAAAUCUGUCAGUUGCUGCUGCCCUCCUAAUGUUUCAUUUUUUAAAAUCGAAUUUUCGGUGGAAUCUGUCAGUUGGUCAGUCGCUGCGGCCCGCCUCAGCAGUGCUGACCAUGACACAGGAAGUCUAUGGUGCCGGGGCAGACUAGUCCCUAUCAAGAUGUUGUCAAAAAAGAGGAAAGUCGACACUGAAGGUCGCAUCUUUCAGGAGACGUGGAAAGAAAAGUAUUUCUUUUGGGAAGUAGGGGGCAAACCCGUGUGUCUUAUUUGUUCUCAACAAGUUGCUGUAGCAAAGGAGUACAAUAUCAAACGCCACUACGAGACCCACGCCGAGAAGUACUCCGAGUACACGGGGCAACUUCGGACUAAAAAGCUAAACGAGCUAGCAUCAUCGCUACAGAAACAACAAGCCGUGUUCUCCAAAUGUCGAGAUACACACGAAGGGGCAGUGAAGGCAAGCUACAUCAUCGCUUGGGAAAUUGCUAAGGCAUCCAAGCCUUUCUCAGAGGGUGCAUUCGUCAAAACCUGCAUGCUAAAGGCAGCCGAGCUAGUGUGUCCUGACAAGCGACAAGCUUUAGCCAACAUAAGCUUGUCCAGGCCGACAAUGACGGAGAGAACUGAAGAACUUUCUGGUGAUUUAAAGAGUCAACUAAAAGACAAGGCUAAGUCCUUCAUCGCAUUCUCUGUUGCUCUCGACGAGAGCACUGACGUGACUGAUGUAGCUCAGUUAGCGAUAUUUAUUCGCAGUGUGGACGCUUCCCUGAAUGUCACUGAGGAGUUUGUGUCAGUUGUGCCAAUGACAGACACCACCACAGCUAACGACGUAUUUGUUAGCCUUGUCGGGGCCCUGGACAAACUGGAGGUGAACUGGAGUAGCGCUGUCAGUGUGGCUACCGACGGCACACCUUCUAUGAUCGGAAGAAAGGCAGGAGUGGUUGCGAAGUUGAGAGAAAAGGUAACUGCGGCUAGUCAAGAGCAAGUAUUUUGGAACUUUCACUGUAUACUGCACCAAGAGGCGUUGUGCUGCAAGAGUCUGAAAAUGAACCAUGUCAUGCGUGUUGUUAUUGACACUGUGAAUUUUAUUCGAGCCAGAAGACUUAACCAUAGGCAAUUUGACGUGUUUUUAUUAGAACACGACAUUCAUCAUGGUCUUCCCUAUCACACCGAUGUGCGUUGGUUGAGCCGAGGCGCAGUGCUGAAACAGUUCUACAAAUUACACCCAGAGAUAACCGAGUUCAUGCAGGGUAAAGGGAAGCCUGUGCUGGAAGUGGACGACUCAGAAUGGACCAGGGAUCUUGCCUUUUUAGUGGACAUUACCGAACAUCUAAAUGUGUUGAAUGUUACUAUGCAGGGCCGCAACAAACUCGUCACAGAGUAUUAUGAUAGUGCUCGUGCUUUUCAAAGUAAACUGGCGUUGUGGGAGACGCAGCUCCGCCAGCGCAACGCCGCUCACUUGCCUUGUCUUAAAUCUCAACCUGUCAAUCAUCGGAGUAUGGACAAGUAUGCAAACUUGCUUUCCGGACUCGGGCAUGAGUUUGACACUCGAUUCAUGGUUUUUACUGAACUGGAAAAGGACUUUGCGCUGUUUCGCUCUCCAUUCACAGUUGACGCUUCCGAGGUCCCAGAGGCGAUCCAGAUGGAACUGAUAGAACUGCAGUGUUCGGCGCUGUUGAAGGAAAACUAUGCAUCUGUUGCGAUCGAAUCAUUCUAUCAAUCCUUGCCACCAGAGUACCCAAUGCUCACGGCCUUUGCAGAGAUAGCCGAGUUCAUGCAGGGUAAAGGGAAGCCUGUGCUGGAAGUGGACGACUCAGAAUGGACCAGGGAUCUUGCCUUUUUAGUGGACAUAACCGAACAUCUAAAUGUUUUGAAUGUUACUUUGCAGGGCUGCAACAAACUCAUCACAGAGUAUUAUGAUAGUGCUCGUGCUUUUCAAAGUAAACUGGUGUUGUGGGAGACGCAGCUCCUGCCAGAGCAACGCCGCUCACCUCCCCUGUCUUAA